AUGAAUAAAGAAGUCGUGUCUACAGAGUGCAUUCCAGUGAUAUCGACACAGCCGUCGAACAAAGAUGAUUAUGACGGUAAUUACCAUCCAGAUGACUACAUCGACGCUGCUCCGGAUGGUGGAUACGGGUGGUGGUGCUGCGCUGGCGUUGCCAUGAUGAACUUUGCCACCUGGGGUGCCAAUAGCUCCUUUGGUGUCAUGCUGAGUUUCUACCUUCAAGAUGAUGAAUUCCCCGGUGGUGAUGCUACUCUGUACGCCUUGAUGAUGGGACUGUUGAUGUUCUUCACAUUGGCAACCAUCUCGUUUGCAUCAAUUGGACUGUACAAGUUUGGCUACAGACCGACAGUAUGGGUGGGGAUAAUUGUACAAUUGGGUGCGUACUUGGGCGCAAGCUUUGCAAGGACAAUGGUUCAGCUGAUUAUGACCCAAGGUGUUCUACUGGGCUUGGCCAUUGGCAUCAUAUUCGGUGCAAAUAGUAUAGUCUUGCCGUCUUGGUUCUUGAGAAGACGCGCAAUUGCCCUGGGAAUAUCGCAAGCUGGCAUUGGAAUUGGUGGUAUCGUGUUCUCCCUAUCAACAAAUGCAAUAAUCCAUAAAACUGGAGACCAUAAAUGGGCUCUAAGGUUUCUGGGAAUCGUUUCAUUUGCCAUUUGUGCUUCAACCUCGUUUAUCAUCAAACCAAGAAUUCCAAAGAAUGAUAAGCAUCUGAAUGAAGCUGAGCAACAGAGCUCACUUCUAAAAGUCAUCAAAUCUGUCUUGGAUUAUAAGAUGUUGAAGAGUUUCCCCUUACAACUCAUAACUGUGUGGGUUGCCUUUACAAAUGCAAGCUAUAUAGUGUGCCUCUUCUCUCUCUCAAACUACGCUGUAUCUAUUGGACUGAACGAAACACAGGCCACUACGAUUACAGUGCUGUUCAACUUAUCACAGGCAGUUGGAAGACCCUUAACUGGGUAUCUGUGUGAAGUGUUUGGUCGUGUAAACUUUUCGCUGAUGGGCACCUUGUACAUUUGUAUUCUUACACUGUGUUGGUGGAUUAACGUGCACUCGUACGCUUCCUUGAUAUGCUUCGCAUUGGCAAUGGGUUUGUUUGUUGGUGUCAGCUCUGUUAGCUGGUCGCCUUUGGUGGUUGAUGUCGUUGGGAUGAAUUCAUUCGCAUCUGCUUCUAGCUGGGUGUGCUUUUGGAUGGCUUCCGGCUCGUUAAUCGCUGAGGUAGUUGCAGUUAACUUGAGAGACUACUCACUGCAAUCUCAUUCCCCGUACUUCUACUGCCAACUGUUCGUUGGCUCGAUGUACUGCUUCUCCACGAUGGUGCUAAUUCCCUACAGAGAGUGGAGAAUCAGGAGAAUGCUAAACCAAUGGAAAAAGCAGAGUAUGGAAUCCGAUAGAGAAUAUCAAUACGAAGAGCUUUUAACUGAUAACUCACCAAGGAGCUACAUCAAGAGAGCUUUGCUCAAUGUGAAGAUUUGA
Williopsis jadinii is the source of this 1464-nucleotide messenger RNA. RefSeq names its product MFS general substrate transporter. Gene Ontology annotation, molecular function: transmembrane transporter activity. Gene Ontology annotation, biological process: transmembrane transport. The transcript has a single exon. Lineage: Eukaryota; Fungi; Ascomycota; Saccharomycetes; Phaffomycetales; Wickerhamomycetaceae. The record is from RefSeq and is a predicted model, not a curated record. Bases 1 to 1464 code for a protein of 487 amino acids.